Manduca sexta (tobacco hornworm) is the source of this 3470-nucleotide messenger RNA. Its product is annotated as glutamate receptor ionotropic, delta-2. The record is from RefSeq and is a predicted model, not a curated record. The transcript has 11 exons. Bases 1636 to 3357 code for a protein of 573 amino acids. Gene Ontology annotation, cellular component: membrane. NCBI's taxonomy places the organism in Eukaryota, Metazoa, Arthropoda, Insecta, Lepidoptera, Sphingidae. Gene Ontology annotation, molecular function: ligand-gated monoatomic ion channel activity.
GAUCCCCCGGCUUAGCAACCACGGCAGCCCCAUAAUGAGUUGGUGGGCCCUACCGCUAACACUGGAGGCUCGGUAGCCUCCAGCUAAACGAACUUAGGGCCCGGGAGGAAAAAGGGAGGGGAUAGAGGAAAGGAAGAGAAGAGAAAGGAGUAGGAGUUACUAGGAUGGGUGGAAGGGAAGGGAGGCGAACUGUUCUACGAGUCCCUGUCAGACCGCCCAUGUGAACUUGCAACCAUGGGGGUGUAGGCAUCACCUAUAGUGUGCCUAGGUCCGCGACAUAAUGUCCCCCCGUGCAUGGGCGUGCAUUCGGUGUGAAGACCGAGCGCACAAGAAUUGCCUCGGGGGGGAUCUACAUAUUUAAGACAGGCUGUAAUUAUUAGUUCAUUAAAGCUUAAUUAAUACGCAAUUAAUAAUGAUCAUGAUUAUACGAUUAUGAUUGAAUAGGAUGUUAAGCCAUUGUUAUGACAAUAUGCAUAUGUUCCCACAACAAGUUGUUAGGUGUCGACAACGUUUACCCGAGUUCUGCGUAAACUAACGCCAUUGUCACAAAAGCAGAUACCUGAGACUUUACGGGACAUACAGUAUCUUUGCAUUACACUUUUGUACUACCAUGUGGAGGAUAUUUGGUAUUAUCACCGUAAUGUCAUAAAAAUCCUACACGAACUAACAACAAAACAGCCAUUUGAUCUUGCAUCGAACUCGCUUUACUACAAAUAGGUAAAAUAAGCUAAAGGUGUGCACGCAAUCAACAAUUUUAGUGAUAUUGCUUUUACGAAAUUAAUGAAACUAUAUCCAGAUUGCAGAAAAUUUUAAACAAUAAAAUAAAGAUGAAUUUGCUGAAAAAUGAUGUUUUAUUUUUUUUUUUCCAUAUGUAUUAAUAACUUCGAAUAGACAACUUUUAAAAAUACGGUAAGCGCGAAAUUUUUGUUUGAGGCAUCACUUAAAUUAGCAAAAUCACUGAUCAAAAAGGCCAAUUACUCAGAUCCUUCGUAAGUAUAGGCAGGUACCUACUUACACAAGUGUACUUGUUUUAUGUACUAACUUAAUAAAUAUAUUUUUUUUAGUUUCCGUAAUACUAGACCUUAACAAUGCGCCAAGGUUUUAAAUUGCGUGUCCUUCAGCGCACAUUAGUGCUUGCUGCAGACAAUCAGAUGUUAGUGCAACCGUGGCGACAUGGAGGCUUUUCAUUUUAUUCUUACCUAUUUCACUACUAAGAAUCUAUCCUUGAUUACUGCGUUUCUCUGCUGGCCACGGGGUAAAAACAUCUUGACUAUUCAAUACAAUUUGAAGAAUGGUAUAUAGUGUAGUAAAAUUCGUCUGAUGAUAAUGUCGCCGCCUGCAUAUAAUGAUAGCAAAAGCAUUGAAAUGCGCUGUCCAGUGGUCGUUUGUAAUUAUAUUAUUAUUAUCCUAACAAUUUCUUCAAAUCGUAGUAUAAUACUGCGAGUACAUUUUAGUCAGUAAGAGAAUGAGUAGGGAUACUACCAGGCGGACCGAUGUUAUGGAUUUUUUUUCCGGACGCUUAGUGCUCAUUAUUUUAUUCGAUGUUUUAGUUAAAUAACAUUUUAAGUUUUCAUGAAUUAAAUUCUCUAAUAUGAAUAGAGGGAUGAAAAUCGGCCACACAGUAUUUAUAAUUAUAUGCCUUCGCCAGAGGAUCUUGUGCAAUUAUGGCGGAUCGCACAGCAGUACGGCAUGAGGAUCGACAUGCGGCCUGAUUUCCAGCGGCUUCCCGACCUGCUCGCGUACGACUUUCAUCGAGAAGGCGUGGUGCUCGACGUCACCUGCCCUGGAACUGAAUUGGUUCUUAGAAAGGCAUCUUCAAACCGAGCGUUCAUCCACCGAUACUCAUGGCUGCUCCUCCACAACUCUUCCUACGACCCGACAGUGAUCCACAGCACCCUGAAUACUACCUCCGUCCUACCAGACUCUGAUGUCGUCUGGUCUUUUCCUGAUAACUUGGUAGACGUGUAUCGAGUGAGGCCUGAUAAGCCGCUGGUACUGACGACCCUGGGGCUACCGAGAGAUUCUUCUUGCGAAGACCUGAGUAAGCUGUGGCGUGAAAUGCCGAUGGCUGCAACAAGAAGGAAAGACCUCAAGAAUGUUUACUUGACAGCUGCUACUAUUAUUACCCAGCCGCAGUACUUCAAGGGCUGGUCGGACCUGCACGACCGGCAGAUCGACACCUACCCUAAGUUCACCUACCCCAUCAUGAUGCUGUGCGCCGAGGACCUCAACUUCAGGUACAACCUCAAGCAGGUGGACUUCUACGGUGAAGACAAUAAUGGCUCGUUCAACGGGCUCGCGGGGCUGCUGCAGCGGCGCGACGUCGAGGUGGGCGUCACGUCCAUGUUCAUGCGCGAGGACCGCUGGCGCGUGCUGCACUACUGCUCCGAGACCGUCGAGCUCGUUGGUGCGUUCAUGUUCCGUCAGCCGGCGCAGUCGGCGGUGAGCAACGUGUUCGCGCUGCCGUUCAGCCGCGGCGUGUGGGCGGCCAGCGGCGUGGUGUUCCUGGCCGCAGCGCUGCUGCUCGCCACCAUCACCUAUCGCCUACGCCGCGAGGACCACGCAUUACAGCCGCUCUCGUUGCUAGAAUGUUUCACCUUUGCCAUCGGCACUGUUUGUCAACAAGGGUUCUACACGUUCCCGUCAUCAGUGUCGGUGCGCGUGGUAAUGGUGUCGACGCUAGUGGCGGCGUUGUUCACGUUCACGGCUUACUCCGCGAAGGUGGUGGCCAUCCUGCAGGCGCCGAGCGACGCGGUGCGCACUAUCGCCGACCUGGCGCGCUCGCCUAUGGCGCUUGGCGUGCAGGAGACCACUUACAAAAAGGUGUACUUUGCUGAGAGUAAGGACCCAGCAACGCAGUUCCUGUACCGACGCAAGUUGCUGCCGCUAGGAGAUGGCGCGUACCUCAGCGUGGUGGACGGCAUUGCUCGGAUGCGCGCAGGACUCUUCGCCUUCCAGGUGGAGCAGGGCUCAGGAUACGACAUCAUCAGCAAGACGUUCACGGAACACGAGAAGUGCGGCCUGAAAGAGAUCCAGGCGUUCAAGCUGCCGAUGGUCGCCGUGCCCAUCGUCAAGCACUGCGGCUACAGGGAGCUCAUAGCUUCCAGACUCCGCUGGCAGCGUGAGAUAGGCGUGAUGGGUCGGUGGCGGCGGCGCUGGUUGGCGAGCCGGCCGCAGUGCGAUUCCGCCGCGGGCGGCUUCCUCAGCGUUGGUAUCUCCGACGUACUGCCUGCCAUCGAGAUUUUAGCGACGGGUAUGAUGAUCGCCAUUAUUUUGUUAAUCGGAGAAAAUGUUAUUCACGCCGCGUUGAACCGUACAGCUCUUCUACGGAAGACUAAAAAUAGACUACGGCGAUGAUGAAGCCGGUGAGGUGGAAGAGAACGAGCAGCGUGCGGUCCAGCAGCCGCGCCGACGCCGCCCACGCCGCGCUCUGCUCGCUCGACAGCGUGUCCUGCACACACUAACACUAU